UCACUAAUGAAGGUAUUCUGAAACACGUGCGAUCGCUGCACGAGUAAUAAUACAAAUAACAGUAUGGACAGCCGGUUUUAUGCACUUAAUAUUCGAAGGUUUCAGCAGCGGGCGCAAGUAGAGACGCCCGACACAAUCUAUUGGGAGCGGUUAGAGAAACCCGAGUUCCUGAAGGAGUGCAAUACGAUAGACUAUUUGGAUUUCAGCCCCACGGAGCCGGAUAACUUUGUUGUGACGUGCUCGGUGCGCGUCCAAAUCUACAAUUUGGUCACCAAGCUGGUGGUUAAGAACCUAUCGAGGUUUCAGAAGUCCGCGUAUGGGGCGACGUUUCGUCAGGAUGGUCGGCUAUUGGCGGCCGGUGACGAAGAGGGCCAUGUGAAGCUCUUCGACACGACCAGCCGGAACAUCCUGCGCAUCUUCAAGGGCCACAAGGCGCCUGUCCAUCGAACCUUCUUCACCAACGACAAAUUGCAGCUGACCAGCUUCUGCGACGACAAGUCGGUGCGGCUGUGGGACGUGUCCAACGAGAAGGUGGUGCAGACCUACAACGAUGCCCACACGGACUACAUCCGCGCCGGUGCCAUGCAUCCGGUGGCGGGCAACAUGUUCGUCUCCGGCGGCUACGAUGGAAAAAUCAAUCUGUACGACACGAGGGCAGAGAACGCGAUUCAGCGGACAUUGGACCACGGCAGUCCGGUGGAGUCGCUGCUCUUCAUGCCCAAUGGUUCCAUCUUCAUCAGCGCUGGCGGCAAUCAGGUGCGCGUCUGGGAUCUCAUCAGCGGCUGCCGCCUGCUCACAAUGAUGUCGCAGCACCACAAGACGGUCACCUGUCUGCGGCUGGGCACUGACGGGCGACGUCUGUUCUCCGGCGGUCUGGAUCGGCAUGUUAAGAUCUACGACACCACCACCUACAAGACUGUGCACACGCUGACCUAUCCCAAUGCCGUGGUGAGUCUGGCCGUGGCCGGCGCAGAUCAGGCUGUGGUUGCUGGCAUGGUGGAUGGUCUCAUCUCGAUCAAGCGCAUGAUUGUCGAGAACAAGCCGAGCAACCUCAACCAGAUACGGGUGCACCAUGCAUCCAAGGAGAAGAAAAAGAAGCUCGUGAAGAAGCUGAUUAAGCCGAACACAUCGCAAGUGGUGGAUCACACCAUCAAGGACAGAUUCAAGGCCACGAAACUGCAAUCCUUUGACGUUCAUCUGCGCAAGUUCAACUUCAAGAGGGCCCUGGAUGAGGUGCUACUGCCGCGACAAGUGGAAAAGCAUCCAGAGAACACGGUGGCCGUCAUCACAGAGCUGCUGCAACGCCGCGCCCUGGACAAGGCACUCUCCGAACGGCCCGACUCCGUUCUUAUUCAGUUUAUCGACUUCCUUUGCACACACCUGGGCGAAGUUCGUUUCAUGCGUCCGCUCUUGAAUGCCGCCAAUACCAUUCUCAAUGUCUUCGACGCCAGUUCCACAUCGUACGGUGUAAAAGUUUUGGAAGCGCUGCAACGCUUGUCGGACACUGUUCAGGCGGAAAUCGCGCUCACCGUCGAGAUGUUACAGCUGAAGGGCGCUAUGGACACGAUCAUUGGCGUCUCUCUGAACGACAGCGACAAGCCCAAGGUGCGCACAGUCGCAGCAAAGGGAGCGAGAAUGCAGCCGUCCAAGCGGGCGGAAAAAUAUGUGAUCUAUGUUGAUUGACAGCGGGAAUGAAGGUAGAGAAAUUAGUCUUUAAGUGAAAAGUAAAUAUGAUCAGCUCCUCCCUAGCCGAGCCAGUUAAGAAUAUAU
This is a messenger RNA of Drosophila subobscura, 1770 nucleotides long. Its product is annotated as U3 small nucleolar RNA-associated protein 15 homolog. Gene Ontology annotation, cellular component: nucleolus. The record is from RefSeq and is a predicted model, not a curated record. Gene Ontology annotation, biological process: rRNA processing; positive regulation of transcription by RNA polymerase I. NCBI's taxonomy places the organism in Eukaryota, Metazoa, Arthropoda, Insecta, Diptera, Drosophilidae. Gene Ontology annotation, molecular function: protein binding. The transcript is spliced from 2 exons. Bases 64 to 1683 code for a protein of 539 amino acids.